CAUGUCAGCCGUCGGCAGAAUUAUUGCAUCAAACCAUAGAAACAAGAGCUGCGGUCGCCGCUCCAGUUCUGUCCAGCUCUUUCAAAGCACGUCUGAUUUGACAACAUUUCGAUGAUUAAUGACUUCUUUGUGCUCUCUGCAUGAGCCUGAGGGUGUGAGAGGCUGAAGCAGCAUCAGGCCUUACGAUUAGCAUGCAGGGCAGAAAAAUCGGACUGCUUUGGGAAAUAUCUUUGAUUGUGCUGACGGCCCCAAGUCGGCGUUGCUCUGAAGUCAGAUUCACAAGGAGGCGGAAGCUCUCUCUCCAUGAUUUGGGUCAAAAAAUGAGAGCCGCUGUGGCCCGGCUCCUGAGUUCUGGCUGCCGUCCUUGUACCCAUGAAAAAGGGCCUUCACAGAGUGCCUUCUUUUAAGAUGCAGAGAGUGGAGGGGGGGGCGGAGGUGGGGCUUGAACAUACAUAAGAGCCAAAGACCGUCCGCCAGUCCAAUUUGGCAUAACAUCACCAGACAAUUUGUUUAACCUAUACGAGGCAGCUGAUUGGACCUCUGCUUUCAUUUAGUGCCUCUUUAUCCUCUCCCGAGGCUCGUCAGAAUUAAUCCUUUGGGGUCGGCCCAUUUUGGAAGAGAAGCGGCACAUUGGUGAUGAGCGCAGGCCGGUUGCUCAGAGCAGAGGCUUUGUCCUGGAUGUCGGAUGUUCAAAACGUGACCGGGGGCCAGUCCCAGGACUUGGUUCUGCAACCUUUAUGGGACUACCUCCACCAGAACCACCAUGACCUUCUGAGGAGCCCUCUCUUCCCCGUGGUGCUCUCUGUCACCACCUACUUUGUGCUGGUGGGUCUCUACACCGUGCUGGACUUGCUGGCUCCCUCUUGGCCAUUCAUCAACCGUUAUCGGUUGCAUCCUGACAAGCCCGUCACCUGGCCCAACAUCUGGAUGACUCUUGGCGUCACCAUCUACAACCACCUGUUCUUCAUUUUUCCCGCUGCAGUGGCGCAGUGGCUGUGGCGACCACCGACUCCUCUGCCCCCUGAAGCCCCCACCCUCUGGAGCUUCUUCCUGGGCAUCCUGGGCUGCAUGUUUGUCUUCGAUUUCCAGUACUACCUGUGGCACCUCUUGCACCACCGGGUCCCCUGGCUGUACCGCACCUUCCACGCCGUCCACCACCAGUACAACCAGCCCUUCAGCCUGGUCACGCAGUACCUGUCCGGCUGGGAGCUGUUCAGCGUGGGAUUCUGGGCCACCAUCGACCCCAUCCUGCUGCAGUGCCACUGCCUCACGACGUGGGGCUUCAUGGUCUUCAACGUCUACGUUUCCACCGAGGACCACUGCGGCUACGACUUCCCCUGGGCCAUGCACAACCUGGUGCCCUUUGGCCUCUGGGGGGGAGCUCCCAAGCACGAUGUUCACCACCAGCGCCCGGGCACUAACUUUGCCCCAUUCUUUGCGCACUGGGACUGGCUGGGAGGGACGCACAUCGCGCCAGCUCAAUCCAGCCACGCUGCCAAGUGGGAGCCAGACGAGAUGAAUGAGAAGAAAGAGUGAAGAGGCUGAAUGAACCUCUGACUGACUCUGCUCUGAUCCACACAGACUCGUUUACAUUCCAUCCUUUCACCUUUUCUCUUUGACGUCGUCUCACUAAGUUUUCUGGAACUGCUCUAACACCUCCUGACUUGCUUGACAAAUAGAAUAUUUUGCCAACAUCGGUCAUCCUGUGCUGCGAUGAAUGUACAAAUGGGCGUAGAAAUUCCUCCUGUAUAUAUCACUGUACUGCUGCGUUUUUGCUUCUCUUUAAGCCGUUCUUAGGUCAUUGUGCGUGUGCGAUGUGUUUGCAUUGGCCUUACAAAAAUAAAACAUCAAACUGCAUUAGGCAGCUGUCGCGCCGUCUUUCAGACGGUGAGAUCCGUCGGAAAGGAUUCCCAAACCCUCUGCCUCCCUCUCGCAAUGAAAGGCUGUCUUUUAGCUGCAUCCCAGCAUCAAGCAUGGGUGCAAUACUAAUCUAUCACCCUGCCUUUGAGGGGAGACAGUCUGCCUGCAGGAAUCUGUAGCAGAGGAGAAAAUCCGGGGAAUGCAAAGUCGGAAACGGAUCUGGGUUGGCCUGAAUUACUAUUGUUCUUCCUGGUGUAGGUAGGUAAACAAAUACUGAACUUGAGUCAUCACCUAGGCAGAAAUUGAUUCUUUUAAAUGACAACACAUGCAUUUCCUCUUGAGAACCAGCAGAGGUCUUUCCUCCUGCAAGAGCUGCAAAUCCUUGUCUGCAUGAUGAGCAACAAGUUAAACACAGGAACCCAAAACAAACCCUUCACUCUGUUUUUACAUACUUUUUUUUAAGCAAGAACACGUCCAACUGAUUUUAGCGAGACUGAAACGGCACUGGAACCAGUGACUCAUUUUCAUGCUCUGCAGUUGUUUACAGUCAAGCAGCAGCCAGAACUGGUCAGACCUGAUUUUGCUUUCCACCUGACACACCUCUCUGGUGCACAUCCGUCUGCAUAUAGUGUCUCAGUAAGCCUUUGUGUGAAAGGCAAAGAUCCUCAUAUUUCGUAUUUGGUGGCCUAGUUAGCACAAACCACAGUUCUGCAAAUCCUCUUGAUGAGGAACCUUUGAAGCGCGUCAUAAGUACCUGUUGAUUCCUCUGAGUUUUUGAGAAGUCUGUGUUCCCUUUUACCUGCAUGUACAACUUUGAUCGUUUGGAUAUUUGUACCAAGCUUAAAGUUCAAAUGUGAUCCAAAGGAGCAAUAUUUUAUGGAGCAUGCAGAAGGAAAAACAUAAUUGUUUCUCAACGUGACUAUUAGUUUAUAUAAACAUUAAAAAGGGGGCUGUACACAAGCUCCUCCCCCUGCAGGCAAAGGAGGAACACGACCGACCAGACAAGUUUGUGGUUGUUUUUUGUGUCCACCUGCUUACACGCCGUCUGUCAGCCCUUUUUCUCUGUUGUUCUCAUUUCUGUGUGUUUUGUCGAAUCAUCGUUUUGUAUUUGUUUCUGGUUAACAGGAUUCUGGACUGAUUCAUUUGUGGAUUUGAUUAUAUUUGGUCUUUUUCCAUUCUUUUAAUUCUAGCUUUUGGAUUUGCAACAACCUGCAGCACAAAGUUGACUCAUUUUAUGGUCUUUAUGGUAAUUUUAUAUGAGAAGGGAGGGGGUAAAAGACUAGGGUGGCAAAUGACAACACCGGUCUAGGAGGCCAUUACAAAUUAAAGGAUUUUGAAGCCUAUAAUUUGAGGGGCCGAAGAUUUUGUUUUAAAAAAUGCAUUUUGUAAUUUUUGCAAUGCUGAAAGAAGCUUCUGUUGAUGGUUUCUCAAUACUAACGAUACUUAAAACUGACUCAAAAAUUGGGAGGCAAAGCUUUUUAGCUAAGGGGGCCUUUGCCCCUCCGUAGCUCCGCCCCUGCUCCUCCCGUUUUACCAGCAUUAUUAUUUUAUUCAAAAAAAAAUUUGAAACUUCAAAAUGUUAACACUGUCUGGGACAACCUUGAAGAGGGGAAAUAUGUUUUUUAUUUUAAUAGUCAGUUCCUUCCUCCUAUAUAUUAUUAGUCUGCAUUGUAAAAAAAAAAAAAGCACUUCUGGUUGGAUGACGACUGCAUUUUAGCCACAUUGACAGUAAAGUUGAAUCUGAUUAUAUCACCAUAGCAACCUCUUUAAAUUCAGAAACAAUGAAGCCACAAAAUGUACAAAAGUCACCUGCAUGCAUUUUCUUUGUGUCAAAACGUUAAAAAAUAUAUUUAUGAUUUUAUAUUUUAUUCUUAAGAACCCUAUGUAUGGAGGGUCAAAUGUUGGGUUAAAGUGUAACUUUUAUUAGAAACAAAACUUUUGAAACUUUUACAUAUCAACACCCGCAGACUUUUACUUUGUUGCAGACUUCACAAAUAUUUUAGGAGACUGAAACGGAUUUCCCAUGAUGCUUUAGCAAAAUGGAGAACUUAUCAUUGAAAAACAAUUUUGCAUAAAGUAAUUGUUUUUGUGUAGUAUUUGUUUUUGUACAUUCAUGGUGGAAAGAGGAAGCAGUGGUCAUGAAAGUGUAAACAUUUAUGUUUCAGCUUAAAUGCAUAAUAAAAACACAAACUGGUUUAA
This is a messenger RNA of Oryzias latipes (Japanese medaka), 4059 nucleotides long. It is a transcript of the gene ch25hl2, whose product is annotated as cholesterol 25-hydroxylase like 2. The record is from RefSeq and is a predicted model, not a curated record. Gene Ontology annotation, biological process: lipid biosynthetic process. Gene Ontology annotation, molecular function: oxidoreductase activity; iron ion binding. Lineage: Eukaryota; Metazoa; Chordata; Actinopteri; Beloniformes; Adrianichthyidae.